GGCUUAGAGAGCUGUAAACACGACUCAAUAUCAACACGCGACUGCUGGUUGCAGUUCAAUUUCUGCUCAUAUCAUAAUAAAAAUAAAAACCUUAAAACGAUUCUGCAUGUUCUUCAAUUGUAUAAUAAACUAAUUAAAAAUAUUUAUAGUUGAACUAUGCAUAAACUGAAAUACUCCCAAAAAGAAAAAGUUAAGCAGUUUAUUGCUUUUACACAAACUGGUGAAAAAACAGCUAUUUAUUGUCUUUCACAACAUGAUUGGAAAUUAGACGUUGCGUCGGACAAUUAUUUUCAAAACCCUGAAGUGUAUUUCCGGGAACAAAAAGUUUCAGUGGACAAAAAAAAGUUAGAAAACUUGUAUUCCAAAUAUAAAGAUCCUCAUGAAAGUGAAAAAAUAACAGCUGAUGGUGUAAUGAAAUUUCUUGAGGAUCUUAACCUUUCUCCUGAUAGUAGACUUGUUUUAAUAACAGCAUGGAAAUUUAAAGCGGCCACUCAAUGUGAGUUUACUAAAGAAGAAUUUAUAUGUGGUAUGAAUGAACUAGGAUGUGAUUCUAUAGAAAAAUUGAAGCAUAAACUGCCAUCUCUUGAAAAUGAGCUAAAAGAUGCUGUGAAAUUUAAGGACUUUUAUAAUUUUACUUUUAAUUAUGCAAAAAAUCCUGGUCAAAAAGGUUUAGACUUGGAUAUGGCUAUUGCUUACUGGAAUAUAGUUUUAACUGGUCGGUUUAAAUUUUUGGACCUGUGGUGUCAAUUUUUAAAAGAACAUCAUAAAAGAUCUAUACCCAAAGAUACUUGGAAUCUCCUUCUAGAUUUCUGUAAUAUUAUAUCUGAUGACAUGAGCAACUAUGAUGAAGAAGGUGCCUGGCCUGUUUUAAUUGAUGACUUUGUUGAAUGGGCCAGACCAAUCUUACAUUCUGGUCAUAGCACACAAGUAUGAUAUUUCCUGUGUACAGAACUAUUAUAUGAAAAUGGAAGAAAGGAAAUGAAAUCUUGUAAUAUAAGUUUUGUAAAUAAGUACAACUUGUACAUCCACUGUAAAGAAUGAAUUUCUAUUUGUGAAGGUAAAAGAAAGUUAUUACAUGAAUCUAAUUUGUUUUAUUAAAAUAAAUGAUUUUAAAUGCUUUAAUUUUGAUGGUUAAAGUAAUUAGACAUGAAACAAGGAGUGUUCCAAUAUGCAUACCUGCUAACUUUUACUCUACCGGAAUGAUUUUGCCUAUAAAUUUGAAGCUAUCUAUCUACUAUUAGAACUAUCUUUUUUUUAUUUUGCCAUAGCUUAAAGACAUCAUUAUAUAAAUACCUUAUAUAUUUCUUUAAUUUAUUUACUUAUGGUGAUAGUCCAUAUAAGUUUGAAUUAAACUCCUGAAUUCAAAAUGCAGAAAAACCAUUAAAUUUUGCUUAAAAAGAUUAAAAUAAAAUUUUACAAAACAUUCAUAAAAGUUAGCAGCUAUGCUGAAUGCAUGUCAUAAUGUAAUUUAGAGCUUUUGAUGUUAUACAUGUGAUAUGUUUUGAUUUUUAAUUUAAUUAAAAAAUGAAAUGAUUCUAUUUUAUCAAUUUAAGAAUGAAUUUGUUAUAUAAAUAACUUUCAAAAUUGUUUGUUAUUAUUUUUUGUUGAAUCAAUUCUGAUAGCAAUUAAUUCUAUGAAUGUUGUGUAUAAAAAUAUACCUUUUUUUUAUUUAAAAUUGUAAGUUGAAUAAUACUAUUAUGAACAAAAUAGAAACUAUAAAUGCUUGAAUAUGAAAUUGACUUUUAUAAAGUUAAUAAUGCUCGAAAUAUUUUUUAUACUUACUCAAUAUGUUCAAUAUUUUUUUGUGAUUUAUUGGAUGUACUACUCCAAGGUUUAAUAAAUCACUGCUUUGAUUUUAGAGCAAACAGUGUGUUGUUGCUCUAAAGUAAAUAUAUAUAUAUCUUUAGUAGUUGAACUGCUUGUAUUGAAUUUUGUAUUGAACUACACUUUGUAAUGAUUGAAAUUUUUUUGCAAGAUAAAAUGCUCUUUUAUUCAUUAAUUAUGAAAUGGACAGUCAAGAUUGGACAAGUUUUAACAUAAGUAUUAAGAUGAAACACAAGUAUCUGGUUUUUUUAUUGUGUUCUCAUCUUUGGCAUCCAAUAUUUACUAUAUUUUUCAUUGUUGAUCUUUUUGUUAUUGAUUAGCAAACAUAUUUUUAUUUGUUAAUCAUUGCGAUCUGUAGAAAAAUUGUUAUCUCUUAAGGAUACUUCAAGAAUUAAUAUUUUUAUUCAGUUAAAUAAAUAAAUUUGACUUCAGAACUCUUU
Messenger RNA from Parasteatoda tepidariorum (common house spider), 2264 nucleotides. RefSeq names its product defective in cullin neddylation 1 domain containing SCCRO (gene SCCRO). The record is from RefSeq and is a predicted model, not a curated record. Gene Ontology annotation, molecular function: cullin family protein binding; ubiquitin-like protein binding; ubiquitin conjugating enzyme binding. Gene Ontology annotation, biological process: protein neddylation. Gene Ontology annotation, cellular component: ubiquitin ligase complex. NCBI's taxonomy places the organism in Eukaryota, Metazoa, Arthropoda, Arachnida, Araneae, Theridiidae.